AUUUUAUCAUGUACCUUUCUUAAAAGACUUAAUUACGAUUAGCAAAUUUAAUAAAUACUAUUGCAGAAGCAGAGAAAGAAACAGAAAAAAAUAGAUAAGCAUUGGCUAAACAGGAAAAAUUUGAACCUUACACAGCUUUUAAAAGGUUAGAUUAAAUGAGAACUGGAGAAUUAACUACUUCGGAUUUGGUUGAUUUUUUAAUAGACAAUAAAAUAAAUGCAUCAUAAGCAUAAGCUGAAUAUUUAAUGAAGAAAUUAGAUUAGAAUAGAGAUGGUAGAAUCACUUAUCCAGAGUAAAGCAAUGUUCUUAUGAGUCUAGUUUUGUUAAGGCAAUAUUACCAAAAGAGGACUCAAGAUUGAGAUAAACUGCAUCCCUAAGAGAAUCCUACUCUUUAGAAAAAAAUAUGUUAUUACCUACAGAAGUAGAAUGGGGGCUUUCAAGAGUCUUUUACUAAGAAAUUUAAAAUUAUAAGUAUAUUUUUACUUAUUUUGUUUAGCUCAAUUUUAACUUCUCAAGAAAUUUUAUCAAAUAGUGCAGAUUUUACAUCUCUUGAUGCAUUUAGAUGUAUAGAUAAAGAAUUUUUAGGAUAUAUUACAAUUGAAACGUAAGAUAAUUUUAUAAAUUCUUUAGACUUAAAGAGUUCUUAAAUUCAAAUGGAGUUAAAUUAUCUUCUGAUGAUUUGCUUGCUUUUUUUAGAGUUGUAGAUUAAGAUUUAGAUGGAAAGAUAAAUUAUUCUGAAUUGCUUUAAGCAAUAACAUUUACUCCAGAUUAUUUUUCAUAAGAAAAGUAAUUUGUAGAUGAAUUAAGAAAGAGUAGAGAAAGAAUUAUUCAAUUAGAAUUAGAAAAAGAAGAAAUUAAUAAUCUCAGGAAAAGUAGAUUAAGAGAGGAAGAUCUUAAAAAAAGCAGAGAAUAUUACUUAUAAUAAGAAGAUCUUAGAAAAAGCAGAGAAAAAGUUGAAUAAUUGGAAAAAUUACAAGAAAGUCGUGAAAGACUAGAAGAUCUCAAAAAAAGUAGAGAGAGAUUGGAGGAGUUAAAAAAAAGUAGAGAAUAAUAAGAAGAUUUAUAAAAUAGUAGAGAGAGAUUGGAGGAAUUAAAAAAAAGUAGAGAAAGAUUAGAUGAUUUAAAAAAGAGUCGUGAAAGAUUAAAUUAGUUGGAAGAGUUAAGAAUUAGCAGAUAAAAAAUAGAAGAAUUAAAUGAAUUGAAAAAAAGUAGAGAAAGAUAGUUUUAGAUUGAAGAAUUAAAGAAAAGUAGGGAACGUCUUGAAGAUUUAAGAAAGAGUAGAGAAAAACUUUAAUAAUUGGAAAAUGAAAGGAAAAAUAACGAGAAAAUGUAGGAACUAAAGAGAUCUAGAGAAAGAAUUGAAGAGCUUUAAUAAUAAAGAAAAAGAAUGGAAGAAUUAAGAAAUUAUUAAGAGAGGUUAGAAUAAUAAAAAAGAGAAAAAGAAGAGAUGGAUUUAAAAAGAAGUUAAGAAAGAAUAUAGGAGUUGAAAAAGAGUAGAGAGUUAAUAAAUUAGAUUGAAGCUUUAAGAAGUAGUAGAGAAUAAGUAAGAAUGAUACAAGAGAUGAGAUAGAGCAGAGAAAAAGUAGAAUAAAUUAGAGAAGCUGAAUUAAGAAUUUUACAAUUAGAAAAUUAACGUAGAAGUAUAGAGAGAAGUAGAGAAUUAGAGAAAAUAGAAAGAGAUUUAGAAUAUGAAAGAUAAAGAAGCUAAGAAAGAAUAUAAAAAUUAGAAUUAGAAGCUGAAAUAUAAAGAAAAUAAAGAGAAAGAACUUUAGAAGAUGAAAUUAAUUUAGUUUAAAGUAGAAUUUAUGAUACACCAAAGAGAAGAUAUUGA
Messenger RNA from Paramecium sonneborni, 1831 nucleotides. Lineage: Eukaryota; Ciliophora; Oligohymenophorea; Peniculida; Parameciidae. The record is from the annotation of a GenBank genome assembly.